Molecule: messenger RNA, 2368 nt
Organism: Corylus avellana
Lineage: Eukaryota; Viridiplantae; Streptophyta; Magnoliopsida; Fagales; Betulaceae
Source: RefSeq, a predicted model, not a curated record
UUACCUUCACACCAAAACCAGCCAAUGCAAUCUCUCUCUACAUCUACACAACCACCCAGACUGUGGCUGCCCUCACCAAUACCUUUCCCAGCUUCUGUUUCUCUUCUUUCUUUCCAAAAAAAACCCACAGCUAGAAUGGAAUGCAAAGCCACCCUUUGGUGACCAAAACCUUACCUCCAGCUCAUUUACAUAUUGAUUAAUCCAAAGUUUUGUGUUUUUAUUUUUGAUUUUUAGUUUUUUGGUCUAUAAACAUAUAACUUUUGUAUCGACUUAUAAUUUAAGGAUGAAAUCAAGUCUAAAACUUGUUUGCUGUUAUUUCCAUAAACACUUGCGUCCACAUAUUGUUUUAAUAAGUAUAUGUAUUUGCGUAUAUAUUUAUUUAUAUAAGUUCAGACCUCCGAUCCAAAAAUGCUUGGUUCCGCCCUCCAGCUCCAAAGAUGACCGGGCGGUGUCCACAAACAUGACAAGUUGUGGCCUGACAGACGAUGGAGAUAAUUGCUGCCCACCAAUGCCUUCCACCGAGAUCAAAGACUUCAAGCUACCUUCCCAAAGCUCUCCCAUGCGUGUUAGGCCUGCCGCGCAUUUGGCUGACGAGAAAUACAUAGCCAAAUAUAAGGAGGCCAUUAGGCGCAUGAAAGCCCUCCCAGACGAAGACCCACUUAGUUUCAAACAACAAGCCAACCUUCACUGCGCCUAUUGUAACGGGGCAUACAGCCAAGUCGGUUACCCACACUGUCAGGUCCAUAUUCACUAUGGUUGGCUCUUCUUUCCGUUUCAUCGCUACCAGUUGUACUUCUUUGAGAAGAUAUUGGGCAUGUUGCUAGAAGAUCCCACCUUUGCCAUACCAUUCUGGAACUGGGACAACCCUCCUGGCAUGAAAAUGCCAGACAUGUUUGUCGAAGACUCCAACUCAAGUCUCUAUGAUGUUCUCCGCAACGCAGAUCACCUGCGAAAGGUGGUCGACUGUAAUUACAACGUCGGCGAUGAGACGUACUCAUCCCCCCAAGAAUCCCAAGAAUCCCAAGAAUCGAUCAAUCUCAAGACCAUAUACCGGCAAAUGGUGUCAAACAGCAAGAACGCUGAACUAUUCUACGGCAGCGCUUAUCGUGCCGGAGACUGUGAUGCAAGGAACGGUAGUUAUGGUGGUCCAGUCGAGAAUUGUCCUCACAAUACCAUCCACAGUUGGUGCGGUGACCCCAAGAAUGGUGAGGAGGACAUGGGGAUCUUCGCUACCGCCGCUAGAGAUCCAAUUUUUUACUCUCACCACGGCAAUGUGGACCGAAUGUGGAUCAUAUGGAGGGAGAACAUCACUACAGAUCCCGAGAAACGAAAAUGUGUCGAAGAUAGUAAAGAUUGGUUAGACGCCAACUUUAUCUUCUACGAUGAAAAUCGUCAACCUGUUCGUGCUUAUGUAAGGGACUCCCUUGACUAUGAAAAGCUGGGAUAUGUUUAUGAAAAAGUGGAUAUUCCAUGGUUUAAUGAAAAGCCAACUCCUCGCAAAUCCAAGAAAUCCAAGAAACCUGCGGUUGAGUUUCCAGUUGUUUUGGAUAAGGUGAUAAGCGCUGUUGUCGCUAGGCCCAACAAUUCGACAAGAAGAGAUGACAAGGAAGAGGUGUUGGUGAUUGAAGGCAUCGAGUUUGAGAAAGAUGAGGCGGUGAAGUUUGACGUACAUAUUAAUGAUGACGAAGACUCUCCUUGUGGGCCAGAAAACACGGAAUUUGCAGGAAGCUUUGUGCACGUGCAGCAUUCUCACACGCAUGGGAAGAAGAAGACGAAGAAGAUGAAUAGCGCCCUGAGAUUAGGGAUCACUGACUUGUUGAAGGACUUGGAAGCUGAUGGUGAUGACACGGUGCUUGUGACUUUAGUGCCUCGGAAAGGACUGGUUACCAUUCGUGGAAUUGUGAUUGAGCUUAUUUCUUGCUCGGGAAAAUAACGUUUCUCUUUCAUUUUGAAAUAGAUAAUAUUCGAUUAGUGUAUUUUAGAAAGAUAAAAUUGUCAAAAAAAAAAAAAAAUGACAAUUUUAUUCUUAUAAAAAACAUUAAUAGAAUACUAUUAAUUUCAUUUGAAAUGAAAAUGAUCUAAUUCCUCUUAGCUUGGGAAAACGUGGCAAGUUCACAAUCCUCCUCAAGCUAGGAUAAUUAGUAAUCCUAGCUAGUUUUCCUCUGCCAAGUUGAGUCCUAGUAGGAGUCGUGUUAAGUAAGGUGUGUCUUACUAUUAGUAGGUUCUAUAUUCCAAUGAGGGAUUACUCAAUACCUGGAGAGUACUUCUAUUCCAACUAGUAUUACGAGUAGUCCUUGGGUAAGUUGUAAUAGUAUCUCUAUGUGAACGCUGUUGUUAUGAAAUGAAGGCAGAGCAGAAUUAAUCUAAA